AUGUCUUUGGAGAAUAUGAAUCAAGUUAGAUCAGUUUUAAAACAUUUCAUUGCUAUAGAACAAAGCGAAGGUAUGGGUGCUCGUGUUAGAAGGUCUGUUGGUACUCAUGAAAUGAGAAAAUUCUUACCAUUUUUAAUGUUAGAUCAUUUUACUGUUGCCCCGCCAGCCGGGUUCCCUGAUCAUCCACACCAUGGCCAAGAAACUAUUACAUAUAUUAUUGAAGGUGCGGUAGCUCAUGAAGAUAUCACUGGAUCCAGAGGUGUUUUAAGACCAGGUGAUUUACAAUUUAUGACUGCUGGCAGAGGGAUUGUUCAUUCAGAAAUCCCAGUUUCCUUUGCUGAUAACAGAGCUAGCAAAGGGUUGCAGUUAUGGGUUGAUUUACCGGAAAAGUUAAAGAACACCCGCCCAAGGUACCGCGAUUUGAGGAGGGAAGAAAUUCCUACUGCUAAACCAAAUGAAAAUGUAAGCGUGAAAGUCAUUAGCGGCAAUUCCUAUGGGGUUGAAUCUUUAGCUGAUUUGGCUUAUACUCCGAUCCAUUUUUAUUAUUUCACUUUAAACAAAAACAAUGUUGAGUUUGAACAAGGUUUCCCCAAGGAUUUCAAUGUUUUUUUGUAUGUUUUAAAAGGUUCCGUUUCAAUUAAUAAACAGGUUUAUCCACAGUAUUCAGCAGUAUUUUUCAAAGCAGAUGGGGAUUCUAUUAGGGGUGUUUCUUCCAGUGAAAACACUGAGUUUGCUGUUAUUGGAGGUCGAAUUUUAGAUCAAGAAGUUGUUCACUAUGGCCCCUUCGUUGAAACUUCCAAAUCAAAACUAAUACAAGUCAUUAAAAAUUAUCAAGAAGGUAAGAAUGGGUUUGAGAGGGCUCAAUAUUGGACUUCUUCUAUUAGUAAUGGUAUUGAUGAAUCCAGAGCCAAGAAAAUCCUACAACAAUCCAAUUUAACUUUUUAA
Messenger RNA from Saccharomycodes ludwigii, 945 nucleotides. Its product is annotated as pirin family protein. The record is from RefSeq and is a predicted model, not a curated record. The transcript has a single exon. The coding region runs from base 1 to 945 and encodes 314 amino acids. Lineage: Eukaryota; Fungi; Ascomycota; Saccharomycetes; Saccharomycodales; Saccharomycodaceae.